Molecule: messenger RNA, 3887 nt
Organism: Paramormyrops kingsleyae
Lineage: Eukaryota; Metazoa; Chordata; Actinopteri; Osteoglossiformes; Mormyridae
Source: RefSeq, a predicted model, not a curated record
GCUUCUUCCUCUGUUGUCUUUCAAUCCUAUCAGCUAAUGUCGCUAAGAACCAAACUUAUUUAAUGCAUCAGUACACGUUCUCAGGAUAUUUGUAACUCUUAGUAGCUCAUCGUGUAUAUUUUCCCAUACAGCCCACCAAAAAUUAUACUUGCCAAAUAGGAAUGAUUAAAAAAAAACAUGCACAAAUCACCCGUCUUUGAAAUAAGUAAGUGAUACAUCAUAAAAAUGAAGGGGAUGAUUUCUUGUGGCUGAUGAGGUGAAUUAAACAGAUGAAUGAUGGGGCCUUUAAAGGUCAAGAAGAGAAACGCAGACAGGAAAUACUAUACCCAAUUUAUCAAGUUGGUCCCUGCCCUUGGAUGGCUCAUGUUAUAAUGAGUAUCUACUUAGCUGUGAGGAUUGUGUUUAGUAUGUAAAGGUGUCCUCUUUACCUACUUAACAUUAGUGGAGUAUACAAAAGAACUGUGCUCCGGUGCUAGAGAACAGGUCUGCCUGUCACCAGGGGCCACACAGAAUGUAAACUGGCACAUAGAGGUUGUGUAAUUUUGGCCGUGUGUGAUACUGUACUAGCUUGUAAACUUUGCAAUUAAUCCUUUGCAUGGCAUUGGUGAUUAAUUACAGUGAAGCUGUUUGUGUCUCAUCCAUAAAGUGUAAUGUAAAGUGUCUCUGGAAACAUACUUUCUGAAAAGUUUUUAAGUAGUGAUUUUGCUGCAGAUCCACCCCAGUGUUUGGUUUAAUGUUCCCCAUGUAAUGUGUAGUAGUGAAACUCAUUGGGAUAUAAUUCCCAGAAUCCCCACUUUUUCUUAUUUUAUGACUCCAUAUAUAUGCCCAUAAAACUGGGAAAUUCUCCACCUGCAGUGAACCCGUGGCCCGCAUUAUCUGCUGUGAGCACAGCGGCCUGAAAAAUGUGCUGUUACGCAGCGUCCUGUUUUUCAUUAACUCUCUUCACUCCGUCUCACCCGGGAGGAGCCACUCGUACACAGGGGCAGCUGUACGGCUCUCGAAAGCAUCGUGUGUGUUUUUUUUCUUAUUGUGGGAGACACACAGGAGCACGCAAAACACGACUGCGGCCACAGCAACCCGAAAAGAUCGUUAGAAGUCGAAAGAUAAACAGCCACGCACCUGGGUCUCCAGUCUGUGAGGGGAAUGUGUGCAUUUAGUCUCUGUUCCUGGGGGCCUCUAUGAGUUUGGUUUGGGGUACGGGGUCACAGCCAAGAGAUGCUAUCCUAUUGCCAUUUAAUGGGUAAUUUGCUUCUUCUUGACUUAGUUUACAUUACAUAUAGUGCUGUUGCAUCAUUAAUGGCUGCCUCCCACACUGGCUGUUCAGCAUUUUCACGGCCCCUGAAACUCCAAAUAUUGGAAUGAAUUGAUGAAUGCCACAGUUUCUGUUUGAUAUUUUAGUAGUUGCAUGCCUUUAUAGUAUUUAGUGUACUUGUGAUUUUUGUGAUUGGUAUUAAAAAGAAUUUAGCCUGUGUGCUGUUCUGGCCAUAAGAGACCUUUACUUUGACAUUCAGUGAUGUUCAGUCCUCUUUCUUGUAGAGAAAGUACAUCCAGUAUUGUUGUUUUCAUCAUGCCUCCUACCUCCUUUCUAUGGCCUGACCCUCUUUGCUUCUUGUGACCAUUAGAUUAUUUUAGGUGGAAAGAUGUUCAGAACAUUGUGUUCAAAAAUAAAAGCCCAUGAAUUGUAGAAUGCGACUCUGUUCAAGAGACAUGCAGUAGUGACUUUAGCUGAUGGGUAAUGGAGAUGAAACGAGGCACGUAGCUAUGCUGCAUUCUCCCCUCCCUGGUACUUUGUUGGUUUUCGCUGUUCUUUAGACUGCUGUAGAUUGCAGAGUAAAAUUGGGGGGGCGGUUGUUACAUUUGAAAUGGUUAUUUUAGCUUUGUGCAUUAUGUGUUGCUCCCACCACCCACUUUCACUAGUGGAAAGCCUUUGAAAAUGUUUUUUUUUCUUUGUAUGCUGGCCAGGUCAAGGAAUUUUGCUCUUGUCUUCUCUAGAGAUUUCUGUAAACUAUUUAAAAAAGUGUCCUUGGCAUUUGGAGCUGAUCUGACUUGACUGCGAGUGGGAAAAUGUCACAGCGGUGUCCCCUCCAGCCAUUUGCCUCGCCUCUCCCGGUGAGCGUGUGCUGCCUUUGGGUUCGGGCAGGUGUGAGGCGGGAUGCCAGUGGUGCCGAGUGGCGUCCGUGUCGCGGCCUAUGAGCAGGCGGUGGUGGACACCUUGGAGCUCCUCUGCAUCUCCUCUGAGCAGACCUAUGAGGGCUUUCUGAGCUCCUUCACUCACCUCCCAGCAGGAGGCGCUGCAGAUGGACAGCUGGAUUUGGCAUCAGGAUUGAGCCUCUGUCAGACAGCUAGUGGGAUGCAAAAUGGGGUGAAGACGGACAUGGAGGAAGGAGAAUGGCUGGGUGAUAAGUGUCUACAUGAGAUUGUGCUGGACAAAGGCGUGACAGUGGGUGGGUUCGUGACUGGAGAGCGCCCCCCCGGUGGGGUGAAGUUUGACAACUACCUGGAUGUCUCAGACUUCAGCCAUGAAGAGGAAGAUCUCAGUUUGAAUUCAGAUCAGAUGGCACUGCCUGGUGAAGCAGAAGAGGGCCUCCCUUGCACAGCCUCCGUCUGCCACCACACCAUGCUGGAGUUUCACACGGUGACCCUGAACCAAGAUCAGGGCCAAAGCUCAACUCCUGGAAGCCAAGAGGCGCCAGAGGAAGUUCAGCCCUUUACUUUGGAUGAGAACUUUGACUAUGACCAUGCUAUUCUGUCACAGAAGCAUCCAGUGCUCUGAAGCACCUGCUGGCCACACUGAUGGGGGGGGUUAGGGGAGUGACCCAAUGUGCAGCCAUGAGUAGCUCCUCUCUAACGAGGCAGAAUGGGCCACCGUCUCUCUUGCUGUACUUGGGUCUCUGCAAAGUCUGCUGCUGCUGCUGGCAGGUCUCCCAGAUCAGAAAGAUCGACAGCUUGGCUGCCAAGCAGACGGCAGUGCAGUGUGCAGAGAUUGAUUUGUGUCUGUUUUGGGUGACAUCACUUAGAUGCCCGUAAUGGACCCUGUAAUAGAGCUUUCGGUGCAUCUCACCCUUCUUCAGUGCACCACUGUAUAUGCAGUUGGAGUCGUGCGAAACGGUAAUGUGUGCAAAUACAGUCUGCAAUGUGGAGUGGUGAAUUUAAAAAUGUACACUUGCGUUUCCCUAACCUCACAGGGCUGCAGUUCAUUACAUUUCGUGAGAUGCUGUGGGAGGGAGGCUUAGUGGCUCAGUGGGUAGCACUAUUGCCUCAUAGUCUUUAGGGCUGGGAGUUCAAAUCCUACCCUUAUAACAGCCCCCCCCCCCCAUGACACUGACCAGGAUAACCCUUCAGAGGAUGGAUGGAGAGAUGGAGGGGCAGUGUUUUGACUGGUGCUGUAUGAUAUUUAGCAGGUACUUUUUCCCCAAUUCUUUAUAAUAAGUUCAAAAGUUUCUUGGCCAUAUUUAAGAUUUUGCACGAUUUUUGAGAGCUGUUAUUUCUUGGUUUGAUCCAGGUGCAGCUUGUAGGCCAGUGAGCAUUCUGUUUGUGUGUAAGUGUGUUUGAGGGAGUGCGACAUGCAGGCCUUUGGACAAAGUACUUGGCAAAAUGACAUUUCCUCAUACUUUUUUAAAGCAGAUGGGAAACUGCAAAUAAUAUUUCAGCUUAAGUAUUUUUAUGCUCGUUCCUGACGCCUUUAAAUCCGGAGGUGGCUGCUUUGGAGAGUGGAGCAAGGCAGUAAUGGACAAAGCCUUUUCUGAGCUAUAGGGUGAUAUUUUUUCUGGGUUUAAUAUUAAAGUUUUAAAGCAAAAAAAAAAAUGAAGUCAGUCGUUUUCUUCUUUUACAGCACACAUUCUCACACCACUCUGAGCAAAGCUUCCGUUAUGCAGAUUGGUGCUUCA